AUGNCCAUCGAAGAAGGUUACAGACUUCCAGCUCCCAUGGGCUGUCCAGCAUCUCUACACCAGCUGAUGCUCCAUUGCUGGCAGAAGGAGAGAAAUCACAGACCAAAAUUUACUGACAUUGUUGGCUUCCUUGACAAACUGAUCCGCAAUCCCAGUGCCCUUCACACCCUGGUGGAGGACAUCCUUGUAAUGCCAGAGUCCCCUGGUGAAGUUCCCGAAUAUCCUUUGUUUGUCACAGUCGGUGACUGGCUGGAUUCUAUAAAGAUGGGGCAAUAUAAGAAUAACUUCAUGGCAGCAGGGUUUACAACUUUUGACCUGAUUUCAAGAAUGAGCAUCGAUGAUAUCAGAAGGAUUGGAGUCAUACUCAUUGGACACCAGAGACGAAUAGUCAGCAGUAUACAGACUUUACGUUUACACAUGAUGCACAUACAGGAGAAAGGAUUUCAUGUAUGAAAGUACCACAAGCACCUGUCUUUUGUGCCUCAGCAUUUCUAAAAUGAAAGAUACUCUCUCUACUACCCUCUCUUCUGAUUCUCCAAACAUCAUUUCACAAUCUGCAGUCUUCUGUUCAGACUAUGGGCACACACCUUAUGUUUAUGCUUCCAACCUGGCUUUUAAAAUCAUGCCACAUAAGUCCUCUCUAAAUAGCCUGCAAAUAAAUCCCUGGCCCACUGCAGAUUAUCACUACACAAUGGUAAAUAACUCGGCAUGGAUGUGUAACUUUGUACAGCAGCAUCUGGGAAGUGGUCACUGACAACCUGAAGGAAUUUGUCCACAUGCGACUUCCUUAAUGAUGUAUUUAGAGCUUGAUGGUGGAUUAGAAAGAAAUAGUUGACUUUUCUUUCAUGUUUUGUAAUCAAGUAGCUUCCAAAUUGACAUAUUUAUUUUUUAGAUAAUUAUAUUCAACUAUAUGGGUUGUAUUGUUACUUUAUUUUUAAUAGUUUAAUUGCUGGUGUCUGAUGUGGUUAGAAUUAUUUGCAGAAAUGACCAAUGAUUCCAUGUAGCGACUGUGGUGAGAAGGUGGUCAUCAGGGGGGAGAGGGAGAAAAAUACUGCGCUUUUAAAUCUUCUAUGGCUGAAUUUGUCUAUUUUUUUAAAUUAACUUUAUAGUGCCCUACAUAUCUCAUUGUAGGUCGUAAUUUAGAUGGUUUUCCCCCAUAAUAUUAAACUGACAUAAAAUAUUUCUCUACUACCUUAUGAUGAUCACCCCUGGAGAGUAGUAUUGCUCUAAUGGAUUUCAUAGAGUGAAGCAUGGGAUAAACCCAUGACUAUUACUUUGGUUCAUCUUCACAAGUUUGCAAAAGUAAUUAUCAAGGCACUAAAAAAGUUACUUGUUCUCAGUAGAAUUUCUUUGAAUGAAAUAGCUAAGAUUAUAGCCUUAGGUUUAAUGUAAAAUGAUUAAUUAAUUUAAUUUAAACAAAGUGUUAUGAUACCUAUAUGGUGGCCCAAGAAAAUAAAUACAUCUAGCUGACUGUCUGAUAUUGAUAUAUUUUACAAGUUUAAGAAUUCUUAUGUUUUAUUUGCAAAAACAUGCUGAGCUGUUUUCCAAAGCUUCUAAGAAGUAAGUAUGAAUACUCCAAAGAGGAUAUAGACAGAUCUUACAAUAUAUGUGCAUUGUAUAUAUAUAGUGUAUCAACCUGAGUCCAUAAUACAGUUACACAAAAAUGUGAACACAACUAAGGUGUGUUGUUGUCAUAAUCUUCUCAGAGGCUGCAAAAAAACAAGCUAAAUGUAUUUUUCAGUAAACUAAGCUGAGCUGGCUUAUCAAAAUAGUGCUAUAUUAUGAACAAAUUCAAUAAAAAAUGAAUUUAAAAAUCA
Galeopterus variegatus (Sunda flying lemur) is the source of this 1817-nucleotide messenger RNA. Its product is annotated as ephrin type-A receptor 6-like. NCBI's taxonomy places the organism in Eukaryota, Metazoa, Chordata, Mammalia, Dermoptera, Cynocephalidae. Gene Ontology annotation, cellular component: neuron projection. Gene Ontology annotation, biological process: axon guidance; protein phosphorylation. Bases 1 to 453 code for a protein of 150 amino acids. The transcript is spliced from 3 exons. The record is from RefSeq and is a predicted model, not a curated record. Gene Ontology annotation, molecular function: transmembrane-ephrin receptor activity; protein binding.